GUGCAGCCGCCGUGCUUGCGGGUUGCGGCCCUGCCUCUCUCCUCUCCGGCUCUCCCACCGGCCACCGGCCACCGGCCGCCACCGUCGCCGCCAUGCCUUUUCGAUUCCAGUUCCCAUGGCUCAAGAACCCAACUACAAACGGCGGCACCUCCAACAUAGACACUAACCCUAGCCCCCGCUUCCCCAACCCCUUCCUCCCUAUCCAAGCCCAUGUCACCUCCUUCCUCUCCUCCUUCCCCCGGGCGCUCCCGCCGCCGCCGCCCUGGGCGCGCAUCACCUCGCCAGCCUCCACCUCCGGGGCCCUACCUACCUCUGAGAUCGAGGAGCGGCUCGCCGGGGUGCCCGUGUACGCGCUCGCCAACGCCGCCCAGGAGUUCGUGCUUGUGUCGUCCACACGCGUGGGAGGGCAAGGGGGCGAGAGCGUGAGUCCAACGCAGGCGCUCGGGCUGCUCUGCUUCCGGAAGGAAGAUGCUGACGCGCUGCUGGAGCAGAUGGAUGGCGAUAUGCGCGCCGGCUCUGGUGUCGUUCCUGUCGCGCUGAACAAGGUUAUCCAAAUGAAGUCGGAUGGUGUGGCGUUUAGAUUCCUCCCUGAUUCAUCUCAGGUGGCUAAUGCAAUUAAGUUGAUGCAAGAUGAAGGACUGUAUGCCGGAGAGGGAUUUCCAGGAGUGCCAGUUUUUCAGUCAAGGAGCCUGGUCUUGAUGAGUGACAACAAGAGAUAUCGUCCAGUUUUUUUCAGAAAGGAGGACUUGGAUAACUCACUGCACCGGACCUCCCGUGAUCAGCAAAAACCUAAUCCUGCUGUUAGGUUUGGUGACACUCAGGUUUCUUCUUUGGAAGAUAUCAUUAAAUCUAUGAAGGAUAGCUCCUCCUCAAAAUGGGAUGAUGUUGUAUUUAUUCCUCCUGGAUUUGACCUUGCUACUGGCUCGACACCAUCACAGCUCCGCAAGUAGUUCAUUCUUUAGAAGGUUGUUACCAGUGUUAUUCCUAGCAACAUUAUAUUUGACUGUCUGGACACUUUGAUAGUAGUACAUUAUAUAUACACAUUAUUUCUUAGACAGUGUAUGUGCUUUUGUGCCCUGAACUCGAAUUACUGUUAGUUCCUGUGUUAGAUGUAUGUAGUGUGACAUUAGUUAGCUGGAAACUGAUGUAGAAUCUCGGUAGCAUUCAGUUUUGUUAUGCCACUUAAAUUAAUACAUUUUUUGAGGCGAUAAUUAAUACCUUUCAUCUGUUAACG
This is a messenger RNA of Zea mays, 1234 nucleotides long. RefSeq names its product Protein TIC 22-like chloroplastic. Bases 93 to 950 code for a protein of 285 amino acids. Lineage: Eukaryota; Viridiplantae; Streptophyta; Magnoliopsida; Poales; Poaceae. The record is from RefSeq and is marked predicted. Gene Ontology annotation, biological process: protein transport. The transcript has 7 exons. Gene Ontology annotation, cellular component: chloroplast.